Dibothriocephalus latus is the source of this 1269-nucleotide messenger RNA. Lineage: Eukaryota; Metazoa; Platyhelminthes; Cestoda; Diphyllobothriidea; Diphyllobothriidae. The record is from the annotation of a GenBank genome assembly.
AUGUUCCACAAGAUCGGCCCGGUGGACGCCCUUUCCCGCCUCAUCCGCAAUGAUCAGGAACCCAAAGAAGAUACGGUGAUUGCUGCUAUUUCGAUUGAGGACAAAGUGUAUCGACAGCUUUCGGACGCCAUACGAGGUAUUCCCGUAACUGCCGCCGGCAUCCGUGCAUCGACAAACUAUCUCCUAUGUUCACACCAGUUGGACCACCUCUGCUCUCACUGGCGAUCUUCACCAGCUCUUCUCGCGUCGAGCAUCGCUGUGGAUUUUUGCCUAAUUUUUGGAGACCGCGCGGUCAUUUCUCCUUCACUUCGACCGGUUGUGCUACGCCAGUUUCAUGCUGCUUAUCCUGGCACCAGUCAAAUGAAGUCCAUUUCUCUCAGCUUUGCCUACUGGCCGGACAUUGACAGCGACAUCAACGACCUUGUUUCGGCGCCAUUCUCAUUGCCAACAGGCUGCCAAAAUGCCCAGUCGUCAACUGCCGAUUUCGCAGGCCCACUCGACGGUAUCACGUACCUAGUCGUGGUUACUGCCUACUCAAAGUGGCUCGAGAUUGCACCGCUAAAUCCCGCAACCAUCUCGAUGAAGGCUCUGUUUGGUAAAAAGAAAACGCCACAAGAACAGUUGAGAGAGAAUCAACGGGCUUUAAAUAGAGUUAUAAGGGAGUUGGAUCGCGAAAAACAGCGUCUGGACAACGAGCAAACCAAGAUUAUUAACGAGAUUAAGAAGCUCGCAAAACAAGGUCAAACCGAUGCCGUAAAAAUUAUGGCGAAAAACCUCGUGAGAACUCGAACAUAUACAAAAAAGAUAUUGAUGACACGUGCUAAUAUACAAGCUGUUUCCCUAAAUAUGCAAACUCUGAAAUCUACCGCGGCCAUGGCUGAUGCCAUGAAACAAACAACCAAAACAUUAGUGAGAAUGAAUAAGCAAAUGAACCUACCAGAACUCCAAAAGAUAUUGAUGGAGUUCGAGAAACAGUCUGGAAUGAUGGAAAUGAAGGAGGAGAUGAUUUCUGAUGCGAUGGAUGAUGUAUUUGGAGAGGAAGGUGAUGCGGAAGCUUCUGACGCGGUUGUCCAACAGAUUUUGGAUGAACUCGGCCUAGAAAUGGCUGGAGAAGUUAAUAAACUGCCCACUAGCUCCGAUGCAAUUGGUUCGACAGCUUCGGGUGCUCGGGCACCUAACCAGCCGGUGCCUGCCACUGGUGGCCCCGAUGGACCAAGCAAUGAUGAAAAUGACCUGGAAGAACGUCUCAACCGACUUAAACGUGGUUGA